AUGUCUUCAACACUUCCGCAACACCCGACAGUCCCAAAGGGCACAGAUAUACCCGAACCAGUGGGAAAAAUGGCCUAUGCCAGUGACGACAGUCAACUGUUUAUCCAGGGUGGCUCUUAUGGUUCUGAAAACAAAAUAUCCAGCGCCUUUAGUCUUAAUCUCACUUCCGACUGGUCAGUCGAGGAUCCUGCUUGGAGUAGGCUUGAAUUAAUUGAAAACUUCUACGGCCAGUCAGGAGUAAUGAAUCUGGGACGCUUCAUAGCCUUUGAAACCGGAAAUAACCAAAUUAAUGUGUCUAUCUAUUCCAAACACUGGGAACGACUAAAUCUCUCUCCAUCUUUCAACACACCCGACCCAGUGAUUGUAUCUCGUCAAGAUGGGAUGGUGUACUUUUUGGGCAAAAAGGGAGAGGCUCUCUUCAUGGACACGAAAAAUUGGACCUUUUCGAAUUUUAAAUCUCCUACAUUUGAUACAUUUGAGCCUACAGGGCAAAGUGCUUCAUGGUCAGCCUAUAAAGAGAGCAUUUUGAUCCCCAUCUUCAACGACACAGAUGUUGACGUGCAUAUGUAUAAUACAAGCUCUCACAUAUCGCGACCACUAAACACAGCUAAAAACCUCAAGAUUACGCCUCGGACAGGCUAUUGUUUUGUUCCAUGUAAUGAUGGGAAGCAAUACUACCUCUUUGGAGGCAGAAACGACACUGCAGUAUUCGACGACUUGUACUUACUGGAUUUGGAGGAAAAUACAUGGACGCAGCUCGAUAACUCUCGCUCUAGUAGAUCUAUGAUGGCAUGCGCUGUCAGAGAAAAGACUUUGGUAGUUUGGGGAGGCAAGUCAACUUGA
This is a messenger RNA of Lobosporangium transversale, 843 nucleotides long. RefSeq lists its product as hypothetical. The record is from RefSeq and is a predicted model, not a curated record. The coding region runs from base 1 to 843 and encodes 280 amino acids. NCBI's taxonomy places the organism in Eukaryota, Fungi, Mortierellomycota, Mortierellomycetes, Mortierellales, Mortierellaceae. Gene Ontology annotation, molecular function: protein binding. The transcript is spliced from 2 exons.